CCCGUCCCCCUCCCCCCUCCUCCCCGCACACACCCUCGUGGAAAAGAGCCGCCGCGGCCCUACCUUUCCAGCCCUGAGGCCUGAAGUUCAGGUAUAUAUCGGGCGUGACCUUUUGUCCGUCCCCCCCGCCGGGCUCACUUAUUCCAACCGAACGGAGAUUUUGCCCUAUCGAAAUAUAGUCGACGACGUAUAAUACCACAUGUAGUUUUACGACGCCGAGAUGCAGAAGACAGAACUGGUCAUUGGAAUCGACUUCGGGACUACCCACUCAGGCGUCUCCUGGGCCCUCAACGACAACACGCGCGAAAUCCACAUAAUUGACAACUGGCACGACCCUGAGGCGGUGAACCGCACGGCGCACAAGGUUCCCACGGCGGUGACGUACGACACAAAGGCGCCGCACAAGCUGCAGCACUGGGGAUACCCCGCCAUCCGCCGGACCCGCGCGAACAAGAAGCGCAACUCCGAGCCGUUUACGUGGUUUAAAUUGCUGCUGCAGCCGCCGACGUACAGUGCUUCACCGGCGGCAGAGACGGGGGGAGGGGGUGGAGGGGGAGGCGGAGGUGGAGGUGGUGGUGGAGCAGAGCUGGCCAAAGUCCAGCAGCUGAUGACCGCGUACGGCAAGACGGUGAACACGGUGGUGGUGGACUUCCUCGGCGAGCUAUGGAAGAGCGUGCAGAAGGAGCUGAGCGCCAAGCUGCGGAAGGACUGGAUGGAGAUCUAUGAUUUCCGCGUUGUGCUCACGCUGCCCGCCGUGUGGACGCCGCAGACGAUUGGGCUCACGAGGGAGCUGGCGAAGCAGGCGGGGCUACCGGAGAAGCGCACUGAGUUGCUGCCGGAGCCGGAGGCUGCCGCGCUGGCUGUGCUGAAGACCACCACGGAAAGGUGCCAUCUGAAACAGGGCGAUGUGGUCACCGUUUGUGAUGCCGGUGGCGGCACGUGCGAUCUGAUCACGUACGAGAUCAUUACGCUGGAGCCGCUGCAGGUGAAGGAAUGCGUAAUCGGGGAGGGCGGGUUCUGCGGCUCCGUCUACCUCGACUACGCCUUCGAAGCGUUCGUACGCAAGCUGGUGGGACCCACGCAGUACAAGAACCUCGACCAGCGUGACAAGCACGACAUGAUGCGGCGCUGGGAGAUGGGGAUCAAGCCGAUUGUCGAGUACAACCACAAAAAGACGGGCCGGCUCACUAUCGACCUAAGAGGAGUGAAGGAUAAUAUCCCGCAGGGGAUAAAUGAUGAGACUAUUACGCUCAAGCCGAAGGAUUUGAACGCCGCGGUCUUCCACCCCACCUGCGAGAAAGUCCAACGACUGGUGGAGCGUCAGCUGGCCAUGUUCACAGACAGCAAACGCACGCAAGCGGUGCUCCUAGUCGGCGGCUUCGGCGAGAGCAAUUAUCUGUACGAAAAGCUGGUAGCCCGCUUCGGCAAGAUGGUGCUGAAAGGCGACAAUGCCUGGUCCGCGGUCUGCCGUGGCGCAACAAUGUGGGGCCUCGAGCGAUGCCGGAGCCGCGACAGCAGCGAGAAGAUCCCGAUGAUCCAAUCUCGGGUAUCGCGGUACUCGUACGGGAUCGUGAAGAUGCCGGUCUUCGACCCGACGGAGCACCAAGCGAACGAGACGAUCUGGGACAGCGCGGAUGGGUUCUGGCGCGCGCAGACGAUCGAGUGGCUGCUCAAGAAGGGCGACGAGAUCAAGGACGGCAGAAAAGUCCGCGUCGAGGAGCAGAGAACAAUACAGGUCCGCUUGUUCGACUUUGGCUGCAGGAAGUUCUAUGACAUGUUCCUCUACUGCGCCAACGAUAAUCCGCCGUCGUCGUUUACCAAUGAAGUCAAAGCCCUCGGCUACCUCCCGUGGGAAGUGGACUGCAAGCGGGUGCGCUGGUACGAAAAGGGCAUAAACGAACCGUACACGGGCAAGCGCUGCCGGAAGUUCAAGUACACGCUCGAGCUGUCGCUCGGGCCCGCCACGAUGGAGCUUGGAGCGCAGUACCGAGGGAAGAAGGCGGGCAUGGUCGAGAUGCCCUACGAUAAGGAGUUUGAUGUCGACGCUGCAGUGGGGGAGGGCGCCGUGGACUGUUUUGGUGAUACAAUGUGACCGGCAGAAUGCAAGCGCCAGCGCAACGUUGGACGAUAUGAUUUCACCAACCGUCAACCUGGGGAGGUAGGCGGGUAUUUCCCAUCAUAGUAGUUGUCUGUAUUCUAGCGAUUUCCUUAUGUUUAUGGGUUGGGGUUUUGGGUGGGGGUUCGGUCUGUUUGGUCUGCUUUUUUGCUCUGUAUUUAUGGAUGAGGGAGUUUUGAAUUGGACGGUUUUUUUGGGGUUCAUCAUAUUGCACUCGGCCAUUUUCCCGGUUAUGGCAUCGGAAGUUACUUACUUGUGUCCCCAUCGGGGGCGGCGGGAGCGGGAGCGGGAUCGGGGGCAGGGAUGGGGAACGAGAAUGUACGAGUGCCAGUGCAAGUGCGGUUUGCUUCGUUCAUGUUCAAUACUCAUUCCUUUUAGCUUUCUCAUUUGCCGCGUCCACACUGGCGUGCAGGCGGGAGGGGGAAGGUAACGGACUCUAUGUAUGUGUGUAUUCUACUAGUAUUUGGAACUA
This is a messenger RNA of Tricharina praecox, 2588 nucleotides long. RefSeq lists its product as uncharacterized. Gene Ontology annotation, molecular function: ATP-dependent protein folding chaperone; ATP binding. The transcript has 7 exons. Lineage: Eukaryota; Fungi; Ascomycota; Pezizomycetes; Pezizales; Pyronemataceae. The record is from RefSeq and is a predicted model, not a curated record. Bases 221 to 2092 code for a protein of 623 amino acids.